AUGCCCCACAUCUUUGGGGACAGCACGACAUGGACAAGCGUACUGUUCAAGGAUGCUAUCCUCAACCUUGUCGCUCGCCUGUCAUCAAGGGUCUUUCUGGGCGAAGACCUGUGCAGAAAUGAGGACUGGCUCAGGAUUGCCAAGAGCUACGCCGUCGACGCUUUGACCGCUACCUACCUGAUGAGAAUGGCCCCAAGCCUACUGCGUCCUAUUGCGUACUGGCUCAUCCUGCAAUGUCGAAGGAGUCGCCAGGCGGUUCAGAGCGCACGCAAGCUCAUCGACCCCGAAGUGAAGAAGCGGAAAAUGCUAGUGGAUGAUGCUCUGCAGUCUGGCGCUAAACCGAAUCUCUGCGAGCGUCCAGAAUUUGUGCAGAAGCUACGAGAUGAAGUGAUCGAGGUGUUGGGUGAUGAAGGCUGGGCAAAAACAAGCUUCUACAAGCUCAAACUCAUGGACAGCGUUUUCAAGGAGAGCCAGCCGUUUACUCCUCUAGUCUCAAACAUUACGCUCUCUGACGGGAGGUUCCUACCAAAGGGCGUCCGUAUUAUUGUCCUGACUGAUUUCAGAACCGCGGAGAAGUAUCCCAACCUGGAUGAGUUUGAUGCAACGAGGUUUGUUCCCAUGCGACAGGGUCAAGGCAGCGAGAACGCUUCGCAAUUGGCAUCAACAAGCUCUGAGCAUACCCUUUUCGGCCAUGGCCGACACGCUUGUCCCGGUCAAUUCUUUGCCGUGAAUGAGAUGAAAAUCAUUUUGGCUCAGUUUCUUCUCGAGUACGACCUGCGCGCUGAGGAGGGGCUUACCAAGCUUCAGCCACAGGCUUUCGAAACUUCAAUCGGCGUUAACCCGGCGGUGGCGAUAGAAAUUCGACGGAGAAAUAAGAGCGCUGAUGUCAGAAUCGAGAAACGAGAGUGA
Molecule: messenger RNA, 909 nt
Organism: Verticillium dahliae VdLs.17
Lineage: Eukaryota; Fungi; Ascomycota; Sordariomycetes; Glomerellales; Plectosphaerellaceae
Product: ent-kaurene oxidase
Exons: 3
Coding region: 1-909 (302 amino acids)
Molecular function (GO): iron ion binding; heme binding; oxidoreductase activity, acting on paired donors, with incorporation or reduction of molecular oxygen
Source: RefSeq, a predicted model, not a curated record